Molecule: messenger RNA, 1973 nt
Organism: Didymella exigua CBS 183.55
Lineage: Eukaryota; Fungi; Ascomycota; Dothideomycetes; Pleosporales; Didymellaceae
Product: glycoside hydrolase family 1 protein
Exons: 3
Coding region: 36-1919 (627 amino acids)
Biological process (GO): carbohydrate metabolic process
Molecular function (GO): beta-glucosidase activity
Source: RefSeq, a predicted model, not a curated record
CCUGACUGACUUAACAGCAUCGUGUAUCCGCCACCAUGAAGCUUGUGUCUGUGCUUGUUGCUGGCAGCGUUGCCGUUGCUCAGCAGGUCUACAUCCCAGUCAAUGGACCAUCGUCACGGCCUCAAUGCGCUGCGAAUAGGAGCUAUGCGACAGCCACCCCGAUGUACUCAUUCCGCGAGUUCAGCUUCACGCAAACUGAGACAGUUCGAACGGCAACCUCUCGGCCAGCGCCGACGAUUACCACGACAUAUGCACCCCCCUACGCAUCAUUGAGUAGCCUCGUACCCAGUCUGACAACGACGCAAUGGGGCAAUUGGGACCCCUCUUCGAAUGCAACAGCUACAGACACCGGAGUGCCAUAUGGCAACGCUUCGUGGACAGCUCUCUGGACCACAGUGUCGUGGACUAACUUCACGCGCGGCAUCUACUCGACUACAGUAGAACCUACAACAAUUCCUACUAGCGAGCUCAUCCUCCCUCCACCCGAAUAUCUCGCACCUCGAGAAUGCUACACCUUUCCAAAGGACUUCAUGAUGGGAGUUGCGGGCAGUGCGACCCAAAUUGAGGGCGCAAUUGCGGACGAAGGGCGAACUCCAGCGUACACCGACGUAUCUUACCUCGUUAAUCCCGGAUCUGCGCCAAAUCUGAUCACGAACGAGAAUUACUACCUGUACAAGCAAGACAUUGAACGGAUUGCUUCGAUGGGGAUCAAAUACUACCGAUUCUCAAUACCAUGGUCACGCAUCUUACCAUUUGUGCUGCCCGGAACGCCUGUCAACAAGCAAGGUCUGGACCACUAUGACGACCUCAUCAACUUCAUCUUGGAAAAGGGCAUGCUGCCAGCAAUUAUGCUACUUCAUACCGACUCUCCACUUCAGUUCUACUUGAACAUCUCGGACACUCUUCUCACUCCCAAUACCGGUGGCAUUGGCUAUGUGGAUGCGGGCUUCCAGAAUUCCUACGAAAAUGUAUCGUAUGAAGACGCCUUCGUCAAUUAUGCCAAGAUCGUCAUGACGCACUUUGCCGAUCGGGUUCCAAUCUUCUGGACCUUCAAUGAGCCAUUCAUCGGCGCGAAGAACGGCAAAUCCAUCAACACGAUCAUCAAGGCCCAUGCUCGUCUCUACCACUUCUACCAUGAGGAGAUCAAGGGUACAGGAAAGGUCUCAAUCACAUUCAAUAACAACUUCGGAGUUCCUCGCGACCCUGGAGUUCCAGCUGACGUCGACGCUGCCAAUCACUUCAACUCGCUCCAGCUCGCCACAUUCGCAAACCCUAUCUUCUUGGGUAUCGAUUAUCCAGAUUCUUACAAGAUGACGGUUGCCGACUACGUGCCUCUGACUGCCUCAGAUCUCGCCUACAUCAACGGAACCGCAGACUUCUUCUCCAUUCAACCAUACACUGCUACAGUCGUCAGCCCACCACCGAACAGUUCGAUUGCCGAGUGCGCUGCGAACAUCACACACCCACUGCGUCCCUACUGCGUCACCCAAAGUACAACAGUACACGACACUCAGUGGAACAUCGGCUACCGCAGCCAGACAUACGUGUACACUACGCCUACAUACUUCCGCUCAUAUCUCAACUACUUGUGGAACACGUUCAAAGCUCCUAUUGCUGUUACCGAGUUUGGUACACCAUUGUUCGGUGAGGCAGAGAAGGAGUUGAAGGACCAAUUGUUCGAUAGCCCGAGGAGUCAGUACUAUCAGUAUUACUUGAACGAGGGGUUGAAAGCGAUCUGGGAAGAUGGUGUGCAGUUUAUUGGAGCGUUUGCUUGGAGCUUUGCAGAUAACUGGGAAUUUGGUGACUUCAAUCAACAUUUUGGUAUUCAGACUGUGAAUCGCACGACGCAGGUUAGAAACUACAAGAAGAGCUUCUUUGACUUUGUGGAUUUCAUCGAGAGUCGGAGACAGAAGGCGUAAGCGGGCGACGAGAUACUGAAUGUAUGACUCGGUAGUAGUAGUUGUCGGCCCAAG